AUGGAUCGUAUGCACGCACCUGGUAAGGGUAUUUCCCAAUCAGCAUUGCCGUACCGCCACAGUGUUCCUACAUGGCUGAAAUUGACCGCUGAUGAUGUAAAGGAGCAGAUAUUCAAACUCGGCAAGAAGGGCCUUACACCCUCACAAAUUGGUGUCAUGCUGAGGGACUCACAUGUUGUGGCCCAAGUCAGAUUUGUCACUGGCAAAAAGAUCCUUCGUAUCAUGAAGACUAUGGGACUGGCCCGUGAUCUACCCGAGGAUUUGUACUACCUGAUCAAGAAGGCCGUAGCCAUGAGAAAGCAUUUGGAAUUCAACAGGAAGGACAAGGUCAGCAAAUUCUGCCUUAUCCUGGUUGAGUCUCGUAUUCACAGACUAGCUCGUUAUUAUAAGACAAAGAGUGUGCUCCCACCAAACUGGAAAUCUGAGUCUAACACAGCCUUAACCCUGGUGGCUUAA
This is a messenger RNA of Hyposmocoma kahamanoa, 456 nucleotides long. Its product is annotated as 40S ribosomal protein S13-like. The record is from RefSeq and is a predicted model, not a curated record. NCBI's taxonomy places the organism in Eukaryota, Metazoa, Arthropoda, Insecta, Lepidoptera, Cosmopterigidae. Gene Ontology annotation, cellular component: cytosolic small ribosomal subunit; ribosome; nucleolus. Bases 1 to 456 code for a protein of 151 amino acids. The transcript has a single exon. Gene Ontology annotation, molecular function: structural constituent of ribosome; small ribosomal subunit rRNA binding. Gene Ontology annotation, biological process: translation.